UUACAUUAACAAAUGCUGACAGAUGGAAAAUAAUCAAGUUUACUUAAAUCUAGAAAGGAGAAUAGGUUUAAAAGUGACCGGAAGUGGCAAGGAGAAAUGACAUGAGUGUUUAACUUUGAAGAAAGUGAUUAGUGAAGUUGCUGAAAUUUGGUUUCAUAAAGUCAUAUUUCCAAAAUCUAAAUACAACGACUCAGCAAUUCUGCCUGUAACCAACCUAUUUGUGGCAGUGUGGGCGCUCAGAUUUGUCCAGAUUAACAGGACCUGGCCUCACAAUGCAGCUUUGUUGCUGAAAACAGAUUAACACAUCAAGUGACCGGAGGUGUAGAAGUCCCUUGUUGCUCUCUUUUUCUUUCCUGUUUUCCUUUCUCCAACAUUCUCCCCGGACACUGCCGACACACACUCACACAGCCGCAGCGAGUACGAUGGCCGGACGUUUUCAUAAUCAGUGGUAAGUAAACACGGCUUCACAGUCUUGUGUUUGAGUCUGUACAUUUGACCUUUGGUGACCCUCAAAUACUGUAUCUGCCUGUUAUAGCUCUGCAAACAUCAGUGUGUAGAAAUAGAAAAUCAGUGUAGUUUGGGUUUCUGAAAACUCUGUGGGGUAUAAAUCCAAAAAUAUUGAUUACAGAGAUAACUGACCCUCCUGUUUUAGCUACGUGACCACACUGGCCUUAUGAGAUCCAGGCUGAUCGCUGACGUUGAGCUGAGACGAAGCACAGAAAACAACACCACACUGGUUUCCUUCAUGUCAGGCCACAGUCAUCCAGCAAGUUGGCCAGCAAGCAGCAGCAGCAGCAGCAAUGACAGUAACAUACUCCCGCAGGGUUGCUGAUGCAGGUCUGGGAACCUUCUUUCACCUGCUCCUGCGAUGGAAAGGCAGCAUUUAUAAACUGCUCUACAGAGAGCUCAUCAUCUUCACUCUGCUCUACUACUUCUUCAGUAUUGUUUAUAGGUUUGUGUUAAAUGUUGACCAGAGGAGGCUGUUUGAGAAGCUGUCAAUAUACUGUGACCGCUACGCAGAGCUCAUCCCUGUGUCGUUCGUGCUGGGUUUCUAUGUAACCCUGGUCGUGUCCCGUUGGUGGGGACAGUUCGAGAACGUCCCCUGGCCGGAUCGUCUGGCAGCAUUAGUAGGCGGUCAUGUUCGUGGAGCCGAUGAGGUCUCCAGGCUGACCCGCCGAACUCUGAUGCGAUACGCCAACCUGUCUGGUGUGCUCAUCUAUCGCUCUGUCAGCACAGCCGUCUACAAGAGGUUUCCCACCACGGAGCACCUGGUGCAGGCAGGUUUGAUGACCUCAGAGGAGCUGAGGCACCUGGAGGACUUGCCCUCUCCUCACAACAAGUUCUGGGUUCCCUGCAUGUGGUUUGUCAGCCUGGCUCUGAGAGCUCGGACCGAGGGCCGCAUCAACAACGACGUGGCGCUCACAGCCAUUCUCACUGUAGGUGUUCAUCUGAGUGCCGUCCGAAAGAGCCUGAACAUCUUCACUUUGAGAAAAUCUUGCUCGGAAGCAUUUUUUAAAUUGGUUCUGCAUGUCUUACUUUUCUCCUCUGUUCAGGAGUUGAAUAGUUUACGGGCAAAGUGUAUGAAGCUGUACGGUUAUGACUGGAUCAGCCUGCCUCUUGUCUACACUCAGGUGGCGACAGUUGCUGUCUACAGCUUUUUCCUGGCUUGUCUGAUCGGUCGUCAGUUCUUGGAUCCGACUCAGGGCUACCCCGGUCAUGAUGUGGACUUCUACCUGCCUGUGUUCACCCUGUUGCAGUUUUUCUUCUAUGUUGGUUGGCUCAAGGUGGCUGAACAGCUCAUUAAUCCUUUUGGAGAAGACGAUGACGACUUUGAAACCAACUGGCUUGUUGAUCGCAAUUUACAGGUGUCCUUGCUGUCUGUGGAUGAGAUGUAUGACAGUCUGCCACUGGUGGAGAGGGAUAUGUACUGGAAUGAGUCUGAACCUCAGCCUCCCUACACUGCUGCCAGCGCUGAACACCGCAAACCCUCCUUCAUGGGCUCAGCCCUGGAUAUCAGUGUUCCUAAGGAGGAGAUGGAGUUUCAGUCCAAUCUGGAGCAGAUCAAAGAACAUGAAGAGGCCAACUACUCCACCCCGCUGCUUGGAGGUCUGGGUCGUCUUCUUGGUGUCCAAUCCCCAAACUUUCCUCGCUCGUCCCGGGUCUCUCUGCUGCGCCGCCGCCCUGGAGCUCCACUAAGCCGCUUCCCUCUUUACCUGCACCCAGAGGCUCCAUCAACCCCGGGUCAAGUCCGCCAGCCUCUGAACCCAGAGCGAGAUCCGGACUAUGCCUUCUCCACUACGCCCCUGUACGAGAGGCCAGGAUUCUACAGCUGUCCACAGACGCCCAUCCACUGCGUGCCCCCUACAGUGCCCCGACCCCGACCUGCCCGGAGAGCCCAAAACGAGUGGGACCGCAGCUGCAGCUCCCUUGCCCAUCCAAUGGUGGGCUCACAGUUGCUGGCUCCUGACACCCCCAACCACGUCCCCCCGCCACCGUCCUCUGCUUUCCCCUGGCUGAGCGAGGAUGGUGAGAUGCAGAGCACCCCCACCUUCUCCUUCCCUGACCCUCCGCCCGAACUCUGCCCAAUAUCUAAACUCAGACCAGGACACGGCCUGCUAUCCCGCCGGCCUCUCCCUCCUCGCCUUACUCUGGACAACCUCCCCUCAGCUGACAGCCAACCCGGGCCUCCGAGCGCUCGAGCUAUGGGAAGCGGAGGAGAAAGGGUGUUCUCGUUCACUCCUCCCUCCCGAACAGCAAAUCCCAGUAAUCCCAGCAGCAGCUCUAGCAGCAUUAAUGCAACAAGCACCAACAGCGCUGGCACAGCGGGCAGUCUCUGCAACAGUACAAGUCACAGUAAUUUUGGUAACCAUGGGAACUUUAGCGCCAACAACAUGAGGGCAAGCAACGGGGGCACCAACGGUGGGCUGAGCAAUAACAUGAACACGGUUUCCACCUCAGCGUCAUCGCAACAAGAAACCAAUCAGCAAAACUCACCCAAUGAUUCAGGGAUCUCACUGGCUGAAGGCGACCUGCUGGGCGUUUUGGUGGACGGUGGGGCGAACAAGCAGCAGGAGGGAGGGAACAGGACUGAGGAAAAAAAGCGUGACACUGUUUUUGUACCACAUGUGAUAUUUGAAAUAUUUCAUACACACAUAGGCACUGACCUAUGUUACAUCUGAAAUGCAGUCAUCUGGAGCUCAGUUGAAAAGUAUUAGCUGCAAACAGUUAAUCUCUACUUCCUGACAAACUCUUACAGAACAAUUAACCUACUUGUAAUGCAAAAAGCACCUUAUGAGAUUUAACCGUCAACAUGUGAAGGAAAAAUAAGAAAUACUUAACAGUUUCCUCUGAGACUCAGCAACAAGAAGCCAAAAUGUGUAUAUUCUUAAACUACAGUAGUCUUAACACUGUUUCCAUUAGUUAUGCUAUUAGUUAUGUUCUUUUGUCAUUUUAACAAUAUUUUUUUCAAUAAAAAAUGAAAACCUGAAAUUAUUUGUGUACUUCAUUUUCUUAUAAUUCAGAGAUACUGUAUGUACAAUUAAAUUCACAAUAAAAAUAUUCAUUAAUUACAUAAAGCUGCCGUAAUUUGUAAUCUUGGUUAAUUAUUAACACUUUAAUGGUUUCUCAGAACGUAUCAGUAAUAAAAAGGUUUUCAUUAAACAUUAAAUUAUGAAUGAAACUGACAAAAAAAUUAAAAAUAUCAUAACUACAAGGGCCAAUGAAUUUCAUUUAAUUAUAUUGUUUUUAAAUUGUGAAUGACUCUAUUUACUACUGUGUCUGCCUAAUUAUGUUGGGGUUUUUUUGCAUUGCUCUUAAGUUUCAUUUUAUCCACAUUUUAAUUCACAUAUGAUUCUUUUUAAGGCGUGCACCCAGUGUAAUAGACUUAAAGAAGUAACAGUGGUAAUGACAGUGUUCACAGGAAUUACAUGGUGUACGACAAACGACAGGAGUGUCCAGGCGUGGUCUAUGGAGGUGGUUCCCAGUGUUUGUGAAAGAGGCAUGGCCUUUGUGUGGAAACCAAAGAGCAACUGUCCUCUCUAGCCAAAGAAAAGUAUAAGUAUCCAGUAUUUCAUGAGAAAAAAAAAACACAGAAAGAAGUCCGAAAUAGUGUGUAAAUCUCUACAGGUUUGGUCAGUGACAGCUUCUGAACAUCACUGAUCUGAUCAGGUCUUUUAAGAGCAGAAUCAUUAUGUGGUGAGAUGGAAUAUCAUAUGAUACAUUGAGUAAUAAAUGGAGUAACAAAAAAUAUGCUUUGAAAUUAUUUUCUAAAUCCAUUUUAACAGUUUUAUUCAGUCAUUCAUAUAUAUAUGUAUGUGUGUGUGUGUGUGUGUGUGUGUGUAUACAUA
Messenger RNA from Lates calcarifer (barramundi perch), 4346 nucleotides. It is a transcript of the gene best1, whose product is annotated as bestrophin 1. Lineage: Eukaryota; Metazoa; Chordata; Actinopteri; Centropomidae. The record is from RefSeq and is a predicted model, not a curated record. Gene Ontology annotation, molecular function: chloride channel activity.